CAAAACACAAUCUGUGGCUAUGAAAAAAACCAAGAAGACUUCACAUGCAUGCUUUUGGUUUCCUGAGCAGUCUUGUGACAAAAGCCCCAGCCGAUCACUGACUGGAACAGAUAGAAUAAAGAAGUGAACGCAGAAUGAAAGACGCUCACAGUCUGACCGCAGCCUGUGCAGACAUGAACUGAAAGAGAGCUCGGCUGGCUAAACCGCAGUUACAGAUGUGACACGUGAUAAACUGGCUGAGUCACAGUGAGUGUGGAGCGAUGGGUAAAGGUCGUGCAGAGGUCAUCCUCUUCAUUCUUCUGAUUCACUGUGCGUCAAUUUGCUGGGCCUUCCUGCCUAACUUCUGGUCUCGAGUGCUGACCCUAUCUUGGGACUCAUACACACACCAGUACAUGACCGAGCAGGCCCUGGUCAAUGUUACUAUGGAGACACUGAGUAGGAUGGAUGGAUUCCAGCAGGACACCACCAGUCAGGCAGGCUUGGGCAGGGCCUUCUGGCAGGCUGUGGGUGAGGUGGUCAGUGCCAACGCUGCCAUGGACUUCCUGAGCUCCACUCGAUCUGAUCCGGUGUACCACUUUGACUCAGAGAGAGUAGAAGAAGCCACGCAGAUGCUGCGGGACUUCUGGAAGCAGACCGUUUUGUUGAUCCAGAAGAAGGAGUACGAGGCAGCAAGACACAGCCUGGGACAGCUUUUUCACUCCUUACAGGACUUUUAUAGCCACAGUAACUGGGUGGAAAUGGGACAAUAUUCUGAGUACCUUCACCUGCUGCACCCCAAGGAGCCUGCAGUGCCUGUGGCACCAGAGGACACGCCUACCUGUGCUGGAUGCCACCGUUUCAGCUGUUAUAACAAUCUUCUGGAAGAGCUAGUCAGGGGUCCAUCACAGCCUCUACUGACCACUGGCUACUUCAGCGAUUACCCAGCCAAACCCAAAGGAAAGUGCAGUCAUGGUGGUGUUCUGGACAGCAGUCGUCACCAAGGAGCUGAGGGUGGCAUUAAUAAGGACAGCACCUCCCCACUCUUCUCCCCCCACCACUACCUCCAUAAAGAGGCCGCCCAGCUCGCAACCACGGCAACCCUCAGCGUCCUCCGAGACCUCCGAGACGAGGUGGGGCCCAAGAGUUUCCUCAGGCUCUUCAGUGUCCAGCAGCCGCCAGCGUUGGUGUUCGUCAUAGACACCACGGGCAGCAUGUUUGAGGAAAUCACAGCUGCACGCAUGCGUGUCCUGUCCAUCGUUCAGGCCCGGGCCAGUAUUCAAGCUCCUGGCCUGCCCGGCACAUUCCUUUUGGUCCCUUUCCACGACCCAAAUGUAGGUCCAGUGUUGGAGACUGAUGACCCUGAUGAGUUCCAGCGCUUCAUGGAGGAUUUAAUGGCUCUCGGUGGAGGAGAUGAACCAGAGAUGUGCCUCACUGCCAUUCAGCUGGCGCUCAUCCAUAGCCCACCGCUGUCGGAGAUUUUUGUUUUCACUGAUGCCUCUCCUAAAGACCGCUACCUCUACAACACUGUAAAGGCCCUCAUCUUAGAAAAGAAGAGCAAGGUGACCUUCCUGUUGACUGAAGAUCCGAGUCACGGAGUGAAAGAGAGCGACAAGAUAAGGAGGAAGAGGAGAGAGACGUUGUCUCCUGACAGGUUCUCUGUCUACUCUUCUCUGUCCUCUCUGUCUGGAGGGAUGACCAUUUUCACCACCAACAGAGACAUCCACAAAGCUUCAGCCAUUGUAGAAGACAGCACUGCUUCCAGCAAGGUCACUCUGUUUCAUGCAGAAAGUAAAGCCGAUUCAUCCCACUCUUUCACAGUUGACCGUGGAGUGAGCGCUGUUACGCUGCAUGUUGCAGGAAAACUCACGCAGUGUGUUCUCAGCAACCCUACAGGUGCUCAUCAGUCACUUUUCAGUGCAGCUGGUCCUCUGGCUGAAAUGGAUCAGUCUGAAGGUCUCUACAGAGUCGCUCUCCUGCCGCCCAUAGAGCCUGGCCAAUGGCAGCUCAAUGUUACAGCCCGUGGGCCAAUCACUUUCAAUGUCUUAGGUGAAAGCACAUUGGACUUUCUCUAUCACUUUGCAGUGGAGGUGAAUGAGACUCACCCAGGGCUGAGGAGAGUGGAGGGCAGUCCUGUCGCAGGUGUACCAACAUUUCUGGUGGUGUCUAUAACAGGCCUGUCCAGCAGUGAUGAAGCUACCUUCAGUCAUGUGACCUUGCUAGGGACCAAUGGGGAAAGCUUGCAGAAGGUUUUGCUGAAUUCCUCCAGCUGGUCCGGUGAGGAGCUGGUGGGCCGCAUGGACUCAGUUCCCAGAAUGCCUUACAGCAUGCGUCUCUCUGGCAAAGACAGGAAUGGGAACAAGCUCGAGAGAGUUUCUGCUGAGACAGUCCAGCCCACACAUGUACAGAUACUGGUGCUCUCAGCUCCUCACCUCCUCUCAGGUCAUCACUCCAUGGUUUUGAUUGAGGUGUUUAACCAUGGCCCUGUCCGUUCGUUCACACUGACUGCUGAAGAUGACCGUGGCUACCUCUCUGAUGUCAAACACCACAGGUUCUCUAUAGGAGAGAGAGGUUCAGUGAGGAGGGAGGUGGAGCUGAGGACUCCUCACUCUACCCAGGCAGGCCAAACAGUCACACUGACACUCACUGUCCAGGCACAGGACUCACCUGACUCAAACUAUGCUGUGGUCCAUCUGACAGUUUUGCCAGAGGAGCCUGACAUGUCCCCUCCCUCAUGCUCUGCGAUGCGUGUGGAGUCCACCUGCCCUCCUCAGUGCUCUCUGGGCAACUGGAGUGUCUCUCUGGCAGUCAAAGACCGUGGUCACUCUGGCCUGGCCUCUCUGCAACUUGCUGAAGGACAGGGCAUCCUCACACUGCUCCAUGAUGAGACCACAGGGAGAAAAGAGAACCCUGUCACGCAGCUCCAUGAGGAUGCCACAGAAGGACAUGCAAGCCCUCUCAUGCAGCUCCAAGAGGAGACCACAGAGCACCAGCACUACAGACACAGAACAAGACUGGGCCAUAGAGCUAACAGGCUGGAGAAAGCCAGGUUAGUGCAAGGCGAGCCUCCACUCAACAUCAGCGAGUGGGCGAGGCGGAAGCCCAUCACGGUGCAGUACACGUCAGGCUGCUGUGCCCCUCAGGCAGAGCUGCUAGUGUGGGACAGAGGCAAUAUGAGGCGCUGCCAUCUGAUCGCCAGCCAGCAGAGGGCGCUAAGAGAAAAAGAGAAGAAUACUGCUCCAAAUAGGACUGUUCAUACGCUUUUAACUCUUAUAAUGCUGAUUUUCUUGGGAGUUUGAAUUUUUAUUUUGCUUAAAAAGCACCAGAAUAAGUGAUGAUGGAAUAAACUGGAAAAAGAGAAAUGACUGGAACUGUCUGUAGAAAUGGUGUUUAAUAUUUGUGACAUUUGUAACUAGAAAAUAUCGGUAACACUUUCUAUGAAUGUCACCUUUGUAAGCAUC
This is a messenger RNA of Colossoma macropomum (tambaqui), 3437 nucleotides long. RefSeq names its product von Willebrand factor A domain-containing protein 7-like. The record is from RefSeq and is a predicted model, not a curated record. Lineage: Eukaryota; Metazoa; Chordata; Actinopteri; Characiformes; Serrasalmidae.